Molecule: messenger RNA, 1539 nt
Organism: Apaloderma vittatum (bar-tailed trogon)
Lineage: Eukaryota; Metazoa; Chordata; Aves; Trogoniformes; Trogonidae
Gene: MIER1
Product: mesoderm induction early response 1, transcriptional regulator
Exons: 12
Coding region: 76-1539 (487 amino acids)
Biological process (GO): negative regulation of transcription by RNA polymerase II
Cellular component (GO): nucleoplasm
Molecular function (GO): transcription corepressor activity; histone deacetylase binding
Source: RefSeq, a predicted model, not a curated record
UAGCCUUCUGUUGAGUCUUCAAGCCCAGGAGGUUCAGCAACAUCUGAUGACCAUGAAUUUGAUCCAUCAGCUGAUAUGCUGGUGCAUGACUUUGAUGAUGAACGGACAUUAGAAGAGGAGGAAAUGAUGGAAGGAGAAACAAACUUCAAUUCUGAAAUAGAGGAUCUUAACAGGGAAAGCGAUAUGCCGAUCCAGGAGCUACUCAGCCGUUACGGCUAUGAUGGCACCAUUCCACUCCAAGAAGAAGAUGACGACGAAGAUGAGGAAGAGGAAGAGGAGGAGGGAGAAGAUGAUGAUGAUGUUGAUAACGAUGACAACAGUGGCUGUAGCGGUGAAAACAAAGAGGAGACCAUAAAAGAUUCAUCUGGUCAGGAAGAUGAGACACAGUCAUCUAAUGACGACCCGGCACCAUCUGUUGCUUCUCAAGAUCCGCAGGAGAUAAUUCGCCCUCGUCGAUGUAAAUAUUUCGAUACAAAUAGUGAAAUAGAAGAGGAAUCAGAAGAAGAUGAAGAUUAUAUUCCCUCAGAAGACUGGAAAAAGGAGAUCAUGGUGGGCUCUAUGUUUCAAGCUGAAAUUCCAGCUGGCACAUGCAAGUACAAAGAGAAUGAAAAAGUGUAUGAGAACGAUGACCAGCUGCUGUGGAAUCCUGACUUCUUACCAGAAGAGAAAGUGAUCGAGUUCCUAAAUGAAGCAUCGAGGCGUACGGGUGAUGAGAAGGGCCUAGAUGCCAUUCCUGAAGGAUCACAUAUUAAAGACAAUGAGCAGGCGUUGUAUGAACUGGUUAAGUGCAAUUUUGAUACUGAAGAAUCAUUACGAAGGCUGAGAUUUAAUGUGAAAGCAGCCAGAGAAGAAUUAUCUGUUUGGACAGAAGAAGAAUGUCGGAACUUCGAACAAGGGCUCAAAGUCUAUGGCAAGGAUUUCCAUGUGAUUCAGGCAAACAAGGUACGAACAAGAUCAGUUGGUGAGUGUGUAGCCUUUUAUUACAUGUGGAAGAAAUCAGAGCGUUACGAUUUCUUUGCGCAGCAGACCCGAUUUGGAAAGAAAAAAUACAAUCUCCAUCCCGGUGUAACGGAUUACAUGGACCGUCUCCUGGAUGAAAGCGAAAGCGCCGCUUCCAGUAGAGCUCCGUCCCCUCCACCCACCACUUCCAACAGCAGCACCAGCCAGUCGGAGAGGGAGGACAGCACAACCAGCAGCAGCAAUCAGAAUGGGGUGUCUGCUAACGGGCCGGGUGAGAUACCAAAUAAAGAUGAAGCGAAAAUGGAAGGAUUGCACGUCAAUGGACCUUCGAGCGGCAAGAAAACCCCUCACACGGAUCUGGAUACGAAUGGGUAUGAAACUGAAAACCUUUCCGUUGACCCAAAACUUGCUCAUUCAGCUUCAAGAAAUGAAAACGAUUUGGAAGAAAAGAAUGAAAGACCGCUAAAAAGAAGAAGAAUCAACAGCAGCGGAAAAGAGAGUAGUCCAGGUUCUUCGGAGUUCUUCCAAGAAGCAAACUCUCACGGGAAGCUUGAAGAACUAGAAACCUUGGAUGACUGA